Messenger RNA from Drosophila busckii, 1054 nucleotides. Its product is annotated as cuticle protein 16.5. Gene Ontology annotation, biological process: positive regulation of transcription by RNA polymerase II. The coding region runs from base 94 to 960 and encodes 288 amino acids. Gene Ontology annotation, cellular component: RNA polymerase II transcription regulator complex. The record is from RefSeq and is a predicted model, not a curated record. Gene Ontology annotation, molecular function: transcription coactivator activity. The transcript has 2 exons. NCBI's taxonomy places the organism in Eukaryota, Metazoa, Arthropoda, Insecta, Diptera, Drosophilidae.
CUGAGAAUCAUAUAAAUAUGCGACAAAAGUGUAGUUAGAGCAUCAUUUCCAUUUGGAUUCUACAGCUGGGUACCAGUUAAGAAGCUAGCAAAAAUGAAAUUCUUGUUGAUCUGCGCCCUCGUCGCCGCUGUUGCUGCUGAUGUCAGCCAUCUGCCCAGCAACCAGUAUCUGCCCCCAGUGCAUCACCAAGCAGCCGCUUCUUAUGCCGCUCCUAGCUACGAAGCUCCUGUGAGCUACACUGCCGCCGCUUCGGCUCCAGCUCCAGUUCACUACAGCGCCCCUGCUCCUGCUGUCCACUAUAGUGCUCCUGCUCCAGUCCAGCACUACAGCGCUCCAGCUCCUGCCGUCCACUACAGCGCUCCAGCUCCAGCCGUCCACUACAGCGCUCCUGCUCCAGUCCAUCACUACAGUGCUCCAGCUCCUGCAGUCCACUACAGCGCCCCCGCUCCAGCUGUCCACUACAGCGCUCCCGCUCCAGUCCAGCACUACGCCGCCGCUUCUGCCCCCGUUGAGACUUACAGCGCCCCCGCUGAGACCUAUGCUGAGUCUGCUUUUGAGAACUACGAGUCUGCUGCCAGCGAUGUCGCUCCUGCCCACUCCUUCUCCGCCAACGAUGGCUACCGUUACAAGACCCAACGUCGUGUUGUGCUCCGCCGCCAUCGUCGUGAUGUGAGCCAUCUGCCAUCCAGCGAAUAUCUGCCCCCAGUUGCUUCUGCUCCAUCCAGCGAAUACCUGCCACCAGUUGCUUCCGCUCCUGCUCCAGUCUACACACAAGCUGCUUCUGCUCCCGUGCAGACCUACUCUGCUCCCGUCCAGACCUACUCUGCUCCAGCUCAAUCCUACGCUCAAGAGAGCUAUGAGACCGCUUCCUCCAACGUUGCUCCAGCUCAUACCUUCUCGUCCAACGAUGGCUACCGCUACAAGACCCACAAGCGUCGCGUGCUCCGCCGUCACCGUUAAAAAACGGUUUACCAUUGAGGCUUCCACAGCAAUCCAGCAUAAUUCAAUCAAUUGUCUCCCUCGACAUUGAUUUGUAAUUUACAUGGUAUUUGUU